This is a messenger RNA of Linderina pennispora, 3518 nucleotides long. RefSeq lists its product as uncharacterized. The record is from RefSeq and is a predicted model, not a curated record. Lineage: Eukaryota; Fungi; Kickxellomycota; Kickxellomycetes; Kickxellales; Kickxellaceae. Gene Ontology annotation, biological process: nuclear-transcribed mRNA poly(A) tail shortening. Bases 226 to 3492 code for a protein of 1088 amino acids. Gene Ontology annotation, cellular component: P-body; PAN complex. The transcript has a single exon. Gene Ontology annotation, molecular function: protein binding; nucleic acid binding.
GGUAUGGCCGGUGUCCGCACUGGCAUUUGACCAGCAGUCGGAGCUGCUGUACGCAGGCGAUAUCGGCGGCCGCGUUACAGCGUACAUGCUAGGAGGGCCCAAUGAGGAGCUGGAGAAGCAAGCAAUCUGCGUGUGCUCGCAUUCGCCGAUUCGGCAGCUGCACGGGCUUCAGAACAGCGUGCUGGUGCGCAGCGACGACUCGGUGCAGCUGCGCACGAGCGGCGGAUGCAAGGUAUAUGGCAAGACGACGUCGGCGAACGAUGUGUUUACGGGCAGCGCGGUGAACCAGCAUACUCAGACCGAGUUUAUCACGUGCACAACCUCGGGCGGGGCGGCAGUGGUGACGCUGGGCCAGGGCACGAUCAUGAAGCGGUUCACGAUGGAGCUGUCGACGACAGCCAUGGACUACACGUCGCAGGCGCUGACGCUGGCGACCAUGACGGGCACGCUGGCAGUGCGGGAUCCGCGGGCGGCGUUCAAGGUUACGCAGGCAGUGUCGGCGUACUCGGGCCGGUGUCAGAUAUUGCAUUGCACGACCACACCCUGUUUGCGUGUGGCAUGUCAAUGGAUGCGUCGACAUCGUAUGAGAUGGUGCCGGGGUCGACGAUCAAGGUGUAUGAUGUGCGCAAGCUGACGGCGGCCGUGGAUGAGAUUGUCUGCGAGGGUGUGCCCAGCAAGCUGCAGGUGACAGGCGGGGACCUGUGGGUGUGCUAUGACAGCGGGUAUGCCGAGUCACGGCCGCUGUCGAAUGUGCUUGAGCCGUCAGCGGACUUUAUUGAGCCAGUACUCAGUGAGUACGCAUACAUGUCGGGGUUCAGUGUGUCGCCGACGGAGUCGGUGGCAGUGGUGUCGGAUACCGACGGCAUGGUGCACGUCUGGGCCAACAAGUCCAACAUAAUCAUGAGCAAUGGCGGCGAGGUGCCUCCGACGGUCAUGUCUGAGGAGCAGCAUGCCAGAGCGUACACAACGUGCGGGAUCGACAUUGACAAUGAGUUGGUGCCGCUAUCCUAUGUGUACAUGCCGGAGUACACCGAGCCCUUGCUGUCGCGGCUUUCGGUAGACACGUUGUAUGAUGUGGGGCGGCCGUGUUCGUAUGUGGACCCGAACAUCCUAGGCAACUUGAAGCACAUGGAUGGAGUCGGAUAUGCACCGAAUCCGCGCACGACCAAGCGCAACCAGCAGCCGUAUGGGAUGGGAUGGCGGCGGCGGUGGCGAGAGGGGGUGACGGAUGACGAUGAGCUGACACAGGGCCGGUCAAAGUUCAUUUCAGUGCAGCGGCGGUGCGGGAUGGGGCGGGAGACGGCCGAGUACAUCCAGCAGCAACAGCAGGUGUCAUCGCCGGUGCCUGCGGCAGCAGCGCUACCACUGCUGAAUGGCGGACGCACGGCGUCAUUCGACACGGUGUCGCGCAGCUCGCCAGCGCCGUCAUCGUCUGGGGUUGUGGGAAAGGUGCCGACGCAUCUGCAGCAGAUGCGGAUUGAGUACUCGCGGUUCGGAGUGGAGGACUUUGACUUCUCGCUGUACAAUGCGACGCGGUGGGGCGGGCUGGAGGGCAACAUCACCAACUCGUAUGCGAAUGCGCUGCUGCAGGUGCUGUUCUUUAUGCCGGAGCUGCGUGAGAUCGCGCUGUCGCACUGCGCGACAGACUGCCCAGAGCCGCUCUGUCUGACGUGCCAGCUGGGGCUGCUGUUCCGCAUGCUGGAGACAGCGGAGGGAGCCAGCUGCCAUGCGACACAUCUGCUACACGUGAUCCAGCAGCGUCCCGAGGCAGUGGCCCUGGCGUUGCUGGAGGACGCGCACGGCAACCCGACGGACGGAGUGUCGUACAGCGUGCUGACGCAGCGGCUGCUGCGGUUUGUGCUGGAGCAGGCGAACAACGAGUGCGCGGCGCUGGGGAUCACGGGGCAGGGCCCGGGCAUGAGCAAGCGGGUGGUGGAGGCGAUUGUCGGGUUUCCGCAGGCGACACAGACCACGUGUCCGGUAUGCUCCAGCCAGCAGUCGCGCGACUCGCACGUAUUCGCGGUGGACCUGGACUCGCCGUACGGCUCAGCAGACCUGGCCACGCUGCUGGCGGGCGGCUCGGCGUCGGUCAAGCGCGCGGAGCUGGGGCGCCGCAAGAGCCGGCAGGGCGUGGCAGAGCUGAUCGAGCAGGCACUGAGCAAGACCGAGACCACGCGCGCGUGGUGCGCGCAAUGCAAGAAGUUCCAGCUGCUGCAAACCGAAAAGUACAUGACGCGCGUGCCCAGCGGGUACCUGGCGGUCAACUUUUCUGCAGUUGACGCGCCCAGCACAGGCACUGUGCCUACGAACAGCGCGCCGACGCCGAUGACACCGGCAGGCGGCGGCAAUGCUGGCGCUGAGCCCUGGCGCUUCACGCUGCCGAUGCGCCUGGAUCUGACAGUGACCAGCAACAAGAGCGCACGUGUCAAGGUCGGCGAGAACCGGGAGGGCAACUUUGAGCUUGUGGCGGUGGUGUCGAGCAUCCGCGAUACAGCGCGUGGGCCGGAGCACCUGGUAGCGCACGUGCGGGAUCCGGAUUCGCCCGACGGCUGGCUGCUGUUCAACGACUUCCUAGUGCAGCCGGCAGCACAAGCGGCAGUAGCGGGUCUGGGCGACGCAUGGCGGGCACCGUCGUUUGCCAUGUACGCAAACACGUCGCGGGCGCCGCUGGCCAACGCAGUGAAUCUAAUCAAGCGGCGAUUCCCGUACCGGAUCAGCACGCGGAUUCUGACGCAGCCGGCGUCGUCGCUGGACAAGCCGGCGUCGAACCGGCGCAGCAGUGCGCGCGGCACACAGAAGCGCAACGGAGCAGUGCCAUUGACCAAGGACGAGGCAGCGCAGCUGGGGCCUGGGUUCCAGUAUGCGUUUGACGCAGAGUUUGUGGUUCUGGAGGAGGCCAAGACGGAGGUGUUUAGCGACGGUACGCAGGAGAUGCACCGGCCGCCGAUCCACCAGCUGGCGCGGCUGAGUCUGGUCAGGGCCACGCCCGGGCCCAUGUACGGCGUUCCGUUCGUCGACGACUACGUGGCCACCACGACGCCGAUCGCCGAUCUGGCCACCGCGUACUCUGGCAUCCACGAGGGCGACCUGGUGCCUGGGGUGUCGCGGUUCAAGCUGUCGACGCUGAAGGAGGCCUACAAGAAGCUGCGGCUCCUGGUGGACGCCGGGUGCGUGGUUAUCGGCCACGGGCUGAAGCACGACUUCCGCGUGAUCGAUAUUGUGGUGCCGAUGCCGCAGCGCCGCGACACCAUGGUGCUGUUCCAGUCGCGCACGCAUAUGCGGCCGAUUGCGCUCAAGUUCCUGUACUGGUUCCUGUGCCACAAGACCAUCCAGGCAGGCGAGCACUCCAGUGUCGAGGAUGCCCAGGCGACUCUCAGCGUCUACGAGAAAUACAAGGAGUGCGUCGAGGCCGAUCCCGAGGACGGCUGCGAGAAUCUGCUCGACUCCAUCUACGACAUGGGCGCCCAGGUCGCCUGGAAGGUCCCCGAGUGAGUUUCAAAUAAGUAUAAUGUAUUUCC